GGAAUGUUUUUUACAAGACGAUGUGGAUGAAAACGGAAUGUUAAACGUAAAUAUUUCAGUUGAGAAUAGUGGGUUGAGUGAGCGACCAAGAUUUCACGUAAGCCACAAACAGUUGCAGGCUUUACACAGCGAUUGUGGUAUGCGUUGGAGUGACAUAGCUCGAACUCUUGGUGUAUCAGAAAGGACAGUUCGCUGCAGACGACACCAGUUCGGUAUGCCAGUAGAGGGAAGAGAGUUCUCUAAUAUAUCUGAUCAACAGUUAGACGAUUUCAUUGCUCGAAUUCUUCAAGCAACCCCGGCAGUUGGUUUGAGAAUGAUUAUGGGAUCACUAAGGCAUCAUGGUCACACAGUACAAAGGCAUCGCGUACUACAUUCUAUAUGA
Paramuricea clavata is the source of this 382-nucleotide messenger RNA. The record is from the annotation of a GenBank genome assembly. NCBI's taxonomy places the organism in Eukaryota, Metazoa, Cnidaria, Anthozoa, Malacalcyonacea, Plexauridae.